AUGCCAAGCGCUACGACUACAAGCUUUGAUGACGAUUUUAUCUCUGAUCGACUGUUAACAUUCAUGCAUAAUGGAGACUGCAGCGGUGGGUCAAAUAGCAGGGCGUCCUUCAGUGGACUAAAUACGCUCGGGCUUCCGGCUAGUGCCCAAAAAACCUUUUCAUUAGAUAAGGAUGGUUCCUUAGCUUUGUCGAACAAAUCCAAUCCUGUUACGUGCAAUUCUCCAGUUCAACAAGGGGCAAAUGGAUAUGCUGCAGUGUCCUCUUCACAUCUCAUCAAUAAGUACACAGCUGGAAUGAUAAACAGUGCUUUUUCAACACCGAACCCUGGGACAAAGGUUUUGGAUGAUUAUCAUAGCCUUCAGAAUUCUCCAUUUUACAAUCACUAUCCGAUGAAUGGUUUUGCUUCUCUAAAACAUCCGAACGACCCACUUUGUAACAAUCUUCUAUCAAAUGGCAACGGUCAGCGGUGCGACACUUUUUCGAAUCCGAUUGACUGUCAGAUGGUGCUUCCUAGACGACCACCGCAGAGAGAAUUAUUUCCCUCAAUGCCCAUUCCAAGAUGUGAUAAUGGCUGGCCUACCGCCAUUUCUUCUAUGAACGUCAACGCCAACGGACAGCCCCCCGGAUUGUUGAUGCAAGACCGCCUAUUCUACAAUUCAAUGGCUCAAAAACGCGGUUAUAUUGUGGGCGCCGAGUUAGAACGAAUUAAGGAGAAUUCCAGACGCUCAACAAGUCACACGUAUGGCCGCAUUUCCGCCCACUUCCGAAACCGCUAUGGAGAAACAGAGGCCAAGACGAAGGCCUCAUACAUGCAACUCGGCGUUAGAGUUCCAAGCAAAGAUCAUGUCUCUGAAAUUGUCGGAAAAGGAGGCCAGAAAAUUAAGCUUAUUCGGGAGGAGACCGGUGCACUUAUCACGACUCCUGGCGAAUAUGAAGACCAUGUCUUCAUAAUCGAAGCGCCACCAGAGAUUGCACUUCAUGUAGCUGAGUUGAUUUCAACUCGUGCACAAGAGAUUACUCAAAGCAAGAUGUCUGCAAGUGAGCGGCGUCGCGGUUCCACAAGUUCAAUUCCUGGUUGUAUGGCUCUUUUUUCAAUGAAUUCUAUCAAUGGUUCGGCCCCCAGUAACGGACGCCUCAUGAAUCGAAGCCCUGACGAUCUUCCUACUGGCUCUUUGCCCUCUCCGGCCCCUCUCCUCAAAACCAAUGUUAAUAGCGGCUCAGACGCUGCCACCUUCGCCUUCAGCAACGGCCUCUCUUCAGGCAACAAUGUUGGUGGCUCAAGCGGACGGAUAUUAUUGGCUCGUUCCAAAAUCUCAGUACCACAGGAUAUGGUCGGCAAGAUUAUCGGCACACAGGGGUCUAUCAUAACUACUAUUCAGAAAGACACCGGCACCGAAAUUAAGAGCCCACCAAAGGAGGCGGCUAGGGGUCCCUCAGCUACCUCAGAAUUCGAGAUCUCAGCUUACCAGUCUCUGGGCAUGACCUCUAAUCAGGCAGCUGAAUGUCGGGUGCAACAGGCCAAGCAAUUGAUUGGCCACUUGGUUAUGCGUCAGUUUGAGCGGCGUGCAAGUGAGGAGUUAGAUGAGGGUGGCGGCUGUUCGGGUAAACCGAGGGCUAAUUCAACAGGUGAUGACUGUGAUGAAAACGGUUCGGCCUCGAGCCGGAACUCCAAGACUGUGGGCUGGAUGUGGCCUGAUGUCGCGCAAAUGGAUUCGACGGAGGCUCGCGAGGUCCUCGAUCGAAUCCUCGCUGAGUCAAAGAGCAAAACUAGACGGGCGAAGGAGUUGGCAGCCGCUGCGGCCGCGACGACCACCGGAAGUGUGCCUCCUUCGCCUAGCGCACAAGCCACCGGAGGAUUCGGAGGGGAAUUCUUCCCUCCUGAUAAAGUCACCACAUCAUGCCACAACAGUCCUUUCCAUCAAGCCCGUGUUACAAUGCCACCGCCCCAAGCGCCGCCGCCGCCACCACCAGGCACUUCUCAAAAUGGUUACCAGCAUUCGAGUGGCCCUGCUCAGGUCAACUUGCUGAAUGGAUUUAUGUCCGAAAGGCGUAUUCCUAACGUCGAGUACCAUACUGAGUCGGAUUUCCAGGAUCUUCAACUAUUAGGUGGGGGAUCCUCGACUUCCGCCUUCUGGCCAAACCACACACCCCAUCCCCUAUCCGCGGCUCGCAAUUCAUUCUCUGCUGGUCCCUCUGGCAACGGCAAUGGAAAUAUUUCCCAGAACAGUCCCAUCAUGUUGCGUCGCCACACAAUGGCUUCAGACCUCGUUGAUAAUCGUCCCGACCAUCACCAGCUCCUGUUGGAAAGUCUUGCUGCCGAUAUGGUUAAGGAGAAUAGUAAACCAGUUUCGGGCACUAACACUACCGAGCAUGCCCCAUUUGAUUUAAUCCAGACUCUAGAUUCACUCUGUCUCGGCAGCGACGGGCCAGCUAUUAGCGGAGGAGAGCUCUCUUAUCCGCCCGGAUUCGAUAACCGUGGUUCCGCUGGUGCAGAAUCCUCAUCGGCAUGGCCAACUUCAUUUUUCUCCAGUGGAGGAGGCUCUGAUGGUCUGUCUGACGGUUCUGCUACAUCAGAUGCUGCAAUCCGAAGCAUUUGGGCUGACACCCCUGGCACGGGUGGCAGUGGUGAGCUCUUCUCCAGUUUCAGUUUUACCGCGAAUCCACUGUCAGGCAUCGGAGUUACUGCCUCGUCAAGUGGUGGUGUGCCAAACAGAUGCGGAGCUAUUGGGGAGGGAAGACGUCGGAGCACCCCGCCAGCCGGUACCGCGGGGGGACCGAAUGAGGCGGCAUCUAUUCCCGCAGUCUAA
This is a messenger RNA of Mesocestoides corti, 2808 nucleotides long. NCBI's taxonomy places the organism in Eukaryota, Metazoa, Platyhelminthes, Cestoda, Cyclophyllidea, Mesocestoididae. The record is from the annotation of a GenBank genome assembly.